AUGGGGCUGGCGAUCAGGGAUGGGGCGUUCCCCUCUCCCCGCCGCUUGGCGAGAAAUUUGUCAUUUUCUGACCCCACCCGCCCCGUUGGCUCCAUCUGGAUCAAAGGGGGCCUGCGCGAGAUGCUGGCGGCACACGUGGAGGGUGAGGACACCAGGCUCCGGUCCGUGCUGCACAGCCAGGCCCAGCUCAAGGACGCCCUGCACCAAGUGCUGGAAGAGGUGGCAGGAAUGAAGGCAGCAACAUCCUCACUCCCAGCAUCUAAAGCUUUUGGCCAGAAGCUCGAGAAGUUGCUGACGCGGUUGAAGGCCAUCCAACAGUCCUUGGGACGUGUGCAGGCGACCCUGGACAAGCUGGAAGGCAGGGCGAGGGCAUCAUGA
Molecule: messenger RNA, 378 nt
Organism: Ostreobium quekettii
Lineage: Eukaryota; Viridiplantae; Chlorophyta; Ulvophyceae; Bryopsidales; Ostreobiaceae
Source: the annotation of a GenBank genome assembly